CUCCAAUAUCUUGCUUCAUAAUCGUAUACGCCCGAUGAGAAUUAUCGAAAAGUAUAUUCUUCGCGCAUUUGCUUACUUCUGACUCAAAUGAGGAUAAUCUAUUAACUGAAAAAUUGCAAGCAACCCAAAGCGUUUAGUGACCUCGACAUGUGCUUGAGGUUUAACGCUAGGCUCGCUGAUGCGAAGACUGAGAUCCGUUUCAUCCAAGAUUGUAUAGAAUGUAACCAGUAUCCCAAGAGAUAUUGUGAAUAGCUCCGACAAAUCCGCAUUCGUCCAAAUGCAAAGUCUGUCAAAAGAUAUGCUCAUAAUCUGCUGGAAGCCAUCCAAUCUCGACUCUCUGAACUGGAACGAUUGCGUGCCCUCUACUCGUUGGUGGUCGACGAUCUCAGCAAUGAUCACUACGAGCCUUUCAAUUACUAUUUGCAAGAAAAAUGCAAAAAGGCAAAAAAGAGAGGAGAUGAAUAAGUUACUCAAAAGCUUAGAACCUUGCUCACCUGAAACAAAUUUUCCGCCAAUUCCCGUUAGCUACAUUUAGAAGCAUUGGCACUUGGGCCAAAAUUCUGUCUCUCCCAGCCGAAAUGCUAGCAAAUUCAUAUGGAGACCCAGUUUGAGAAUUUAAUGCACCAGGUAGUUGAUUUAACACCUUUAGCUUCACUCGCACUUGAUAUGUUCAAGACCACGUUGAUACAUCUUGCUUAUCAGUAUCGGAACUCUUAGUCUUAAUCAUUUAACAUCUUAACUAAAAGCACCGUGACGCAAUCAAGGAGUUGUUAUUCAACCCAGAACUAAUCCUUUGCUGACCAGACAAAGGAUCUGGCUGGGUAUUGAUGAACAAGUCUGAUUACAUCUCUAAAUUGACAACAAUUCUGUGUGACAACAACAAAUCCCGACCAGAUGCAAUCCAAAAGAGACCACUUGGUAAGUGGGAGCAAAAAGCAUUGGCAUUUUGAAAGAAUUAAGAAUGUCGAAGCACCUAGACGAUGCACUCUUCUCAAAGGUGACCCAAUGAGACUCAUACACUCCGCCACUCUAUGAUUUGUCAAGAGUGCACAAAGCAAACCUUCCUGUGUCAUGAUGACCGACUGCUUUGAUGAGCUUCCCGCGGGACUUAGCUGUGAUACCGCCGGCGGAUAUACAACCCGUUCAUGAGGACGGACCGACUUUAUCAACUUUCCACGUGAAUUGCCUCAGGCCCACUUUACGUCUCUAAACCGUGUCACGUUCCUUGGUUGCGUCCUCCAAACACCUCACCUUUGUAAACGAGUCUGCUUGAGUACCGUUCGAACUAGACAUUUUUCGUAGCUUUCCGCCUUGGGAUCGACUUUUGCCCAUCACGGUCGUCUAUGCUUUCGGGUCGACCUGCAUUGUGUGUCAUUAACACUUAAGUGCUCGAAGCUCGGCGAUGGAUCAAAGUACUAGACGACCGUAUGCAGCUUCAAAACGAACUCGACGAGAUGUACGGAUGGUUAAACUACUAUGGUCUGCAAUUAAAACCAACUAAAUAUAGAGUGCUCCAUCUUCGACACAAAACAAUUCAAGCCUAUAUGCUGGGUGCUCACGGUCUCUAGUUUUGUUCUCAUAAGGAAGAUCCC
This is a messenger RNA of Dicrocoelium dendriticum, 1592 nucleotides long. Lineage: Eukaryota; Metazoa; Platyhelminthes; Trematoda; Plagiorchiida; Dicrocoeliidae. The record is from the annotation of a GenBank genome assembly.